This is a messenger RNA of Staurois parvus, 545 nucleotides long. The record is from the annotation of a GenBank genome assembly. NCBI's taxonomy places the organism in Eukaryota, Metazoa, Chordata, Amphibia, Anura, Ranidae.
CCCCGGACCCUGCAUUUAGUAUAUCUGGUCUCCCCGGACCCUGCAUUCACUAUAUCUGGUCUCCCCAGACCCUGCAUUCACUAUAUCUGGUCUCCCCUGACCCUGCAUUCACUAUAUCUGGUCUCCCAGGACCCUGCAUUCACUAUAUCUGGUCUCCCAGGACCCUGCAUUCACUAUAUCUGGUCUCCCAGGACUCUGCAUUCACUAUAUCUGGUCUCCCGGACCCUGCAUUCACUAUAUCUGGUCUCCCCGGACCCUGCAUUUAGUAUAUCUGGUCUCCCCGGACCCUGCAUUCACUAUAUCUGGUCUCCCCAGACCCUGCAUUCACUAUAUCUGGUGUCCCCGGACCCUGCAUUCACUAUAUCUGUCUCCCCGGACCCUGCAUUCACUAUAUCCAGUCUCCCAGGACCCUGCAUUCACUAUAUCCGGUCUCCUACAGUACACAGAACAUAGAAAUGCAAUUAUUUUAGUAAAUAUAAACUGCUAAAUACCUUUUCUCAUCAGAAAUUAGAGUAGUCUUGUGACUUCUAUCAGUGUCCAGACAA